This is a messenger RNA of Lymnaea stagnalis (great pond snail), 4107 nucleotides long. NCBI's taxonomy places the organism in Eukaryota, Metazoa, Mollusca, Gastropoda, Lymnaeidae. The record is from the annotation of a GenBank genome assembly.
AAGGUUGUCUACAUCACAGCCACUUUGCCAUACAUUCUAAUCACAGUCCUCAUCAUAAAAGGUGCCACUUUACCUGGGGCAGUAGAUGGUGUUUUAUUCUACAUUAGCCCAGACUUCAGGUACCUGGUACUGGUAAUUAUAACUGCAGUCUUUCAUUACGAGUACCGGUACGGUACUAAAGAGUACCGACACAGGUAGUUAAUGUACACAGGAGGUUAUAACAGGAGGAAGAAUGAUGUGAUAUCACUUCUUGGAGAUAGGGAGACAAGUGUAUUAAAUACAGCCAUAAAAACAUUGAUAAUUUACUAAUGAUAAUUGGUAUGUUCUAUGGAGACAUUCUGCUAACUAAAAUGUUGUAUUGAAAUUAUAAAAAGUGUUAAGUUAAAAAAAUGUGCAAUCUUGACUUGUCCAGUAAAUUGAUGCAAGUGCAGACGUGGCUGGAAGCAAGUCUACAAGUCAUCUACUCACUGGGACCAAUCUGGGGCGGGCUGGUAACAAUGGCCAGCUACAACAAAUUUAAUAACAAUUGUAUGAGGUAGGGUAUACUUGUUUCUUGCAUCAACUUUUACUACAGGUAUCAGUAGUUAAAUAUUUUUUUUUAAAUUUAAAAUACAACGUAACAAAUUUAAAACAUUCCUUUUUUAUUCCCCAGAGAUUCUAUAAUGUUGACAUUGUUGUGUGAGGGCACCAGUGUGUUUGCUGGAUUUGCUAUCUUCACAGUACUUGGUCACAUGGCUUAUAAUCUCGAUGUUCCAGUUGCCAAUUUCUCAGAAACAGGUAUUUCAAAAACACAUUGAUUACGGUACUAAGAUGUUUUUGUUUGAAAAAGAAAUAAUUGAAUAAUUUAGAGCUAGACCUCCAAAAAACUUUUUUUAGGACUGUCAUAUUUUUGCCCAACAAAAAAUUAACGGUAUAACAAUAAUAGACAAUCAAAGCGAUUUUUUCAUGUCAUUAAAAGUGUUUUUUUCUAUUAUCAGGGGCAGGAUUAGCCUUUGUUGUCUACCCUGAAGCCAUUGCUUAUCUGCCAGUACCACAAUUGUGGGGUGUGUUGUUUUUCCUCAUGUUGUUUACUGUUGCUUUAGAUUCACAGGUAACUUUUUUGAAGUGAGAUACUGGUAAUGUUACUUCUCUGUUUCUGAUAAAAUGAUAAGUAUAAAUAAAUAUAUGAAAUAACAUAAAUACAUACUGUACAACAAACAAUAAUAAAAUAACGUUUAAUUUUUAAAAAAUUGGAGUUCUUCAAAUAAUUUAAAUUGCAAAAUGAUUUUGUCAGUCAUUCCUCUGUAAAUUCUAUAAAUCAAUGUACAAAUUCUCAAUACCGGUGCACAUAUUAAAAAUGUAGCGCUAAAAAGCUGGAUGUUAAAAGUUAUAAAAGUGCUUUGAGGUGCUUUAUUUUUUUUCUUAUUUAUGAAUCUAUUUUAGAAUUCAGGAAUUGUAAAAAUAAAAUGUUCACUUUUUUUGCCAGUUUGUUUUUGUAGAAAUAGUUUUGACCAGCAUCUAUGAUAUUUGGCCAAAAUUCGUCACUAAAUACAACAUAGCAGUGAAAUUGGGAUAUUGUUCAUUACAAUUCCUUAUUGGACUACCACUUGCUGCUAGAGUAAGUAAAUGUACUGUACAGAAAACAUCUUUGAAUUUAAUGAACUAGCCCCCAGAUAGACUUAAAAUUUUUGCCAUAUUUUUUCUGUUUAGAUCAGGGAUCUGCAAAAUUUUUUUAGCCAUUACCCCAAAAUAUAUACAGUUGAUAACCCUAAUUUGAAAGGAAGAAAAUCAUAGACUUUUUAUUUUCAAAAUGGUAUACUGAAUCUAUUUAUUUGGAAAAUACAAUAAUAAAUAUAGAAGUACUUAAUUAAUUUGAUAAAAAUAAAUUAAUAAAAUACUUAUAAUGGACAAAAAGAUACCUUUGAAAAAAAUUAACUUCAAAUUUUGUAGAAAUGAUGUUUCAUUUUUAUAUAAUGGCAUCAAAAUUUUGGCUUUUUUUAAAUCAGAGAAAAUUUGGAUAUUGUUUUUGGGGUCAACUAAUUGAUUUCUAUUCUUUUUUAUGUUCAUUUGAGUUAAAACUUGGCAAAGGUUGGUGCAAAAGGUGGAAAAAUUUGACUGCCUCCUCUUGAGAAUCAUUGAAAACCUUUGCAUCUCUUGAUGUUUUGAGGAUAAGCAGGAACAUCACUAGGACUGUGGGGCUGUGGACCAUAUCCAGGAAAUCCUACCAUGGGGUUGACAACCUGAAAGGGGAAUGACACCAUUUGAAAAUUAAAAUUUGACAGAGCUUAUUUAAAUUUGUUUUAUAACACAACUAAGUUUAAUGCAAGAGCAGAAUGCCACCUGUCACUAGAACAGGCUGUCUUGGAGGAGACCCAUGGGUCACAGAGCAGGCUGACUUGGAGGACAUCCAUGGGCGAUUCAGGCACCUGUCACUAGAGCAGGCUGUCUUGGAGGAGAUCCAUGAGCGAUUCAGGAUGGGAUGACACCAUGCCAUCAAAAAAACUGCACUGAGUGGAACCAAUUCUUGUGAUGCCUAUGAGCAUAAGAUAAAAUAGUGGACUAGACAAAAAUUACAUAAACAAGACGACACGUGAGGGCUAGCUGCUGAGCCACUAGUGACAAGUUAAUGAGUGUGUUUGGCUAUUGCAUCGGCCAGAUGCAGUAUUGCCAACAAAAUAAAUGUCAUUAAAAAAACAUGCUUCAAAUAAAAUUGUAUUUAUGUCUAUUGUGCCCUCAUAACCCCUAAGAUUUCCAUUUUACCACAUCUAGGGUAAUUUACCACAGAUUGCCAUCCCCUGCACAACAUAUGGCCUGCGGACCGCCAUGUGGCCCCCAGCACCCAUUUUGCGGCCCGUCAAUCAACAAAAUAAUCUUUAUGCUUAUUAUUUUCUUUAUAGCUUUCCCCCCUGUCCUAUUUUCUUUUGUGCGCACAAGUCCUGUCCUAUUUUCUUUUGGCCCGCACAAGUUUAUCAUAAAGUAUUACGGACCAUCCUACAUUUUGAGUUCUGCAGGCCUGGUGUAGUGUGACAAGUCAUACCAGCAGUAUGUCUUCAGACAGAAUGUAGUUAGAAUGUUACCAUUUCUUUGAAUAAGUCAUACCACCUGACUUUUGACAGGGAGGAAUGUAUUUGUUCCAACUGGUUGACUGGUACAUAGCUGCCUUUGCUGCUGUAGCUGUUGGACUGCUUGAGUGCAUCAUUGUUGCCUGGAUCUAUGGUUAGUGACAUUUACAAACUUUAUUCAGGGCAUGUAACCGAAUAGUAACUUAACUACAGCAUUUUAUUGCAUCUCAACUUAUCUCUGGAAGGCGCACAGUGCUCGAAUACAAAUUAGAAUCCCUAAGCUUACAAAGGAAACAUAGUUAAUUACCUUGUUUUUUCUGUUCUCCAUAUCAACACUAAUUUGUAACUUUUGGGGGCUCCAUAUCAACACUAAUUUGUAACUUUGGGGGCUCCAUAUCAACAUUAAUUUGUAACUUUGAGAGCUCCAUAUCAACACUAAUUCAACUAAUUUGUAAUAUUGAGGGCUUCAUAUCGACACUAAUUUGCAAAAUUGAGGGCUCCAUAUCAACACUAAAUAAUUUGUAACAUUGAGGCAUAUUAAAAAACAUAAUUGAUAUUUAUUUGUGCUAACCUAUCUAGGGGCAGAUAACUUUAUGGAUGAUGUGACGAGAAUGAUGGGGUAUAGGCCUCCUUACAUGUUUAAUAUUUUAUGGAGAUUUAUCACACCAGCUGUGCUCAUAGUAAGUUAUACAGUUAUUGUUUCAGAAAAAAACAACUUUUAAUCAAUAAAUCCAUGUUGAAAUAGUAACAACAUAUUUUUAUUUUCUAUCGGUUUUAAUUAUAUUACUGUACCUGUAAGGUUAAGCAAACUUGAAUGUGAAAAUAUAUAUAUUAUUAAAAAUAUUUUAAAUGUUUGUACCGGUAUUGAAAGAAUUUUGACUUGUGUCUAUGCCAGGUUGUGCUGGUAACAUCACUGAUGAGUUACGAUGCCCCUACUUUUGAAGGUUACAAGUUCACUUCAGCUGGGAUAGCAUUCGGAUGGUUCAUUGCAGUCGUUUGGUUCCUUCCCAUUCCUCUUGUAGCCAUUGCUCAGAUACUGAGGGCCAAAGGGAGCUUUCUUGAGGUU